Cucurbita moschata (crookneck pumpkin) is the source of this 3192-nucleotide messenger RNA. Its product is annotated as ubiquitin carboxyl-terminal hydrolase 20-like. The transcript has 11 exons. Gene Ontology annotation, biological process: protein deubiquitination. Gene Ontology annotation, molecular function: cysteine-type endopeptidase activity; cysteine-type deubiquitinase activity. Lineage: Eukaryota; Viridiplantae; Streptophyta; Magnoliopsida; Cucurbitales; Cucurbitaceae. Gene Ontology annotation, cellular component: cytosol; nucleus. Bases 338 to 2296 code for a protein of 652 amino acids. The record is from RefSeq and is a predicted model, not a curated record.
GAAUUAAAAAACGAAAUCAACUGUCGAUUAUCGCCCCCCGCGUCCUUUCCUCUAAUUCUCUCUUGAAAAUUUCCUUUUCCCCCUUUAGUUCUGAAGCGGAAAGGUCCAAUUUUUGGGAGUUUUUUGAGUUUUCCCUCGCUUUUCAAAUCAUACCUUAAAACCCCUCCAAUUGAUUUUCGUUUUCCCUCUCUUUUCCGGUUCCCCCGCUCCAAUUUUCCCCUGAAAUCUUCCCCUUCUUUUCUUUUCUCUCCAAUUUUCCAUAACCCAUCUCUGUUUCGUUUCAUUAUAGCUCGUUUUUUCUUGUUUUCACCCUAAUUAUCUUGUUCCACUCUCUUUAAUGGCGACCCAUCUGGCGGAAUCUCAAGAAGCCGAUAGAUAUUUGGUUCCUCCGUUGGAAAUUGAAGGUGGGUAUUGGCAGUCGACUACUGAUCAAGCCCUAACUCAGCAAUCUCUGCCUCCGCCGUCGUCUUGUGGAGAUGGGAAUUUUUCCUUUUCGCCUAUUGACGGCUCUGCUAAUCAGUCUUGGGGUACUUCUUCGAUAAACCCUAAUGGGUCUUCGUCAUUUUCAAUUUACUCGUCUGAUUCUGAUGCACUCGUGCCAUUGCCCUCUUUGCCCGUUUCAUCAUUCAUUGACAAUUCAUUGAAUUGUUCUUCAGAACAAGGUUUCCCAUCAAGUUCAGUGGCUGCCCAAGGAGCCAAAUCUUUGUCAGUGGGUGCGGGGCUUGCAAAUAUGGGUAAUACUUGCUUUAUAAACGCAAUCCUGCAGUGCCUCACUCACACUGCUCCAUUUGUGGAGGGUCUUCGAUCUGUCACUCAUGAUAUGCCUUGUAACAGUGAAGAUCUUUGUGUUCUUUGUGCAAUUCGUGAUCAUAUUGAGCUCUCCUUAACAUCUAUGGGCGGGAUUAUCUCCCCACUUCAACUUGUCGAUAACUUGAACUACUUCUCGUCUUGUUUCCGGAGGUACCAGCAGGAAGACGCCCAUGAGUUCCUGCAGUGCUUCUUGGAUAAACUCGAAAGAUGCCUGGUAAGAGAAGCCAAGGAUCAAAUUUCUUUUGAGGAUGAUGAUGAUCUAGUGAAUAACGUGUUUGGUGGUCGUCUCAUAAGCAACCUAUGCUGUUGUAAUUGUGGCCAUUGUUCUGAAACCCACGAGCCUUUGGUCGACCUGAGCUUGGAGAUUGAGAACGUAGACUCCCUUUCUAGUGCUUUGGAGUCUUUCACCAGGGUGGAGAAGAUUGGUGAUCCAGAGACAAAAUUUAAGUGUGAAAACUGCAAAGAAGAGGUGUUGGUGGAGAAGCAGCUUAAGCUCGAAAAGAUCCCUUUGGUUACUACAUUCCACUUAAAGAGAUUCAAGGCUGAUAGUUCUUUCGUCGAGAAAAUCGAAAAGCACUUGGAGUUUCCGUUAGAGUUAGAUUUGCAGCCGUACAGCGUGAGAGGCCGUGAUGCAGAGGUGGAGCUCAAGUAUGAAUUAUAUGCAAUUGUGGAACACACAGGGUUUUCCUCUACUUCUGGACAUUACUUCAGCUUCGUUCGCUCGUCUCCCGAUACAUGGCACAGAAUGGAUGACUCAAUGGUUACUCCAGUUAGUGAAGAUUAUGUUCUGUCAAGGGAGGCCUACAUUCUGUUAUAUAAGAGGAAGGGAACUUCAUGGUUCUCGAGUUUAAUCCAACAACGAGAUCCUUGCUUGAAUUCAUGUUCCGAUACUUUGCAAAGUAUCGAUACUGUUCGCUCUUCGUUGUCUGCUGAAUCUAUCGUCAAUUGUGAAACUACGAAUGUGCCUGUGGAUACGUUGCGGCUGAGUCCUGCUCAGUUUUCUGUUGCAAUGGGGGAGCAAGAUACUGGUGCCAAUGAUUUGGGAAAUCCUACCUCUGCUAACUUGCAUAUAUUUGAGAGUGCAGCACUCGAGUCUUCUCCCAUCGUAUCUAAGAACCUCUGCUCGAACGGCAAUGAUGAAGGUAUUGAUGGUUUUCGUCCUCUUUCACCGACAAGAUCUCCCAGCCCUGAUAUCGUUUUCCAGACUCCAGAACCACAAUACCAAAUCCCAGUCAGUCAUCUGAAGACUGAAAAGUGCUCGACGUCUGGAAGGCCAUCGAACAAGGGUGUGGAAGAUCCUGAAAGAAAAGCAGCCCUGAGAUACAUUAAGAAGAGCAUGCCGGGGUCGAGAGGGUUGAAAAUGAUCAAUGCUAUAUUGGGACCUCAAAAUGAAGGUCCCUUAAACAAGAAGAAGAGACUAAGGUCAUUGCCAUGCAAAAGGUCAAGCCCGCCGAACAAUCGUCGCAAAACGAGUAUAGUUUUGUGAUGCACUUUGUAGCCAGCCAAAACCGAAGUGAACCGAGUUGAUAGAUUUUGCUAAGUAGUUCCCUUGCCUUUUACCCUUCUUUUCUGUUGUUUUAGAGGUAAAUAUGUGGUGGAAGACGUUUAAAAUUUAUUUCUAGCUAUCAUAAGUUCGGGUUUUGGGUUCGACCUCGGUGAAUCGAGAUGCUUUUUCAAUCUGUGUAUAGAGAACGUUUUCAGUUCGAAUGCUCUACAUGUUAUAUAAUCAAAUUCUGUGUUGACAAUCUGUUCCAAUUUAUUACUACUUUCUGAUCUUGAAUGAUUCUUUAGAGAUGAUUACUAUGCUCAGUAGUGAAGAAAGUGUAGAUUUUGACAGAAUCAAUGAGAAUGUUUGUUGGUUUGUUGAGGAGAAUCCAACACAUAUCCUUGAAAGCAUCGAAACUUGUUCUUUAAUAUCCUGAAGCCAGAGGCUGGAGACGAAGCCAUGGGAGACGACGGUAUCGCUACCCCGACUCCAACGCCAAGUUACAGCUCAUCAUCAGAGGCUGCAAACAGACACAUAGUGGUUGUCAUGGACGGAAUGGAAGAGUUCACAACAAAGCCACUCGAAUGGGCGUUGGAUAACGUCAUCAAGCCUGGUUGCGUCGUUACUCUCAUCGGCGCCAUGCCGUGGCUCAACAUUCCUCUUUCUUCCAAAACUUGGUUGGAUAUUUGGCCAUUCAACUUGGAGGAGAUGCCAUUUGUGAGUGGGGAAAGGGAGUGUAUCACUGAACCCAAGUAUGCAAAACUUGAAGCUGUGCUAUCUCUCUGUACACAAUAUGGUGUUGUGCCACAAAAAAAGGUUAUAAUGGGUCAUCCACUUAGGCUGCUGAUUGUUGAGCAAAUCUCUGGGCUUCAUGCAACAUGGGUUGUAUUCGACAA